Molecule: messenger RNA, 3825 nt
Organism: Pseudozyma flocculosa PF-1
Lineage: Eukaryota; Fungi; Basidiomycota; Ustilaginomycetes; Ustilaginales; Ustilaginaceae
Exons: 2
Coding region: 1-3825 (1274 amino acids)
Source: RefSeq, a predicted model, not a curated record
AUGACGGCUGCGGCGGACUCGGCGGUCGAGGCAGCGGCGGAACAAACCUCGACUGCCAUGCACACCUCUGCCGCGCCGGACUCGGCGACCGAGGCCUACCUCGACCUACUGCUGCAAGAGGCCGACGACUUUGCACAGCACCUCCAGCCCCUCCGCAAACCUCAAUACCAAAACAACGAUGCGUCGAGCUCGCCCCCCGACCUCCAGCACCCCAUUGCGGGACCCUCGUGGUCCGACGUCGAGCUCGACCUCUUCUACCGCUCCAUUGCCCGCCACUCGAAGCUCCGUCCGGACCUCAUCGCAAAGGACGUGCGCACAAAGACGCUGCCACAGGUCUGCCUCUACAUCAGGGCCCUAGAGCAAGGCGCAGCUGAGCUCGAGGCUGCCGAGCUGGACCUGGCUACCCGCGACCUCCUCUUCAGACCGCAGCCCAGGUCUCCGCGUCAGCACGAGAGUUGGCAGGCGAAUGCAUCAGGACCGAGCGGCAAGGCUGCGAUACAAGGCCUUUCAGCGCGACGAGCGGGAGAUUCCCCCGGCAGCCCUGCAGUCACAAGUGAUCUUAUCGAGAAGACCGCGUCAAGCAAGGACCAGGUGCGCCGGGCUCGUGCGCGUCUUCGCGAGCAACGCUGGAAACGACUCCCCGCAGCCAAGGAAAUGAACGACGAGUGGAUCGAGCUCGAGGAGCUUCAAGCCAGCAUCUUUUCCGAUCGAUACGGCGUGGUGGCCGAGCGUCUGGCCAUUCUGCAAAACCACGAAGAGUCCUCCGCAUUCACCGCGAUGGAACCCGACGCCCCCGUGGUCAACGGCACAGGCCUGCCGCCAAACUUGUCGCCGCCCCCGCCGCCCGGGAAGGACGGUCAAGAAGGCGGAGAAGGGGCACGAAACAAGGAGCAAACGCUGCCUCCGACAGAGACAGAUACACAGAUUUCCCCUACCGAGGAGCAGCAUCGCGCCAUGUUGCUCUACUCGGCCUCGCUUCCCGUCGCGUACGACGAGCAGGUGGCCGCCACAAUGCUCUACCUUCGCCACCGACCCCGCCUGGAUCCAGAUCGAGAACCCAACACGGUGCUGGUGAGCUCGAACGACGCCGAUCCAGCGACUGGUGACCGCCUAUCUCGCGCGCCGAUCCGCGCCUUCAGAUCGGUUCGCGCCGUCGAGGCAGUCGUCGAAGGCGAGCCACCCAAGAUCAGGAAGGAGUAUGCAGCCUUCUGCGCGACUCACCCGGCGAGCCCGAUCACCUGCGCGCGAGAUGUGCUCUCGGCAUUGUCGAGAGCGAUAGAGCUCGGCUUUAUCGUCGCGGUGCAGGUCUCCGACGAGACCCUGGAGCUAGCAUCGGCUGAAGGCGCCGAGGACGGCUCGGACUCGGAACGGCGCAGCAGGAUCGCAAAGCUCUUGGACGAAGGCAUUACGGACCGGCCUCAAAGUACCGGAUCGCUCCUCGCCUUGCUGGAAGAAUCCGAGCAGACUUACCUCUGCUGGGCCGACUCUCUGGACGCAGGGGUCCAGACGACUGGGCCUGCGGAUCACAGCAGCUUCCUCGAGGCGAUCGAGGCCAGAGCUGAGCGGGGAGAUCAGCUCUUCCAUCGAGCAAGGGCCGAAGCGCGAGCACGGCUGCUGUCCUCGCUGACCACCAUGGACCUUCGUCUGUGCUACACGGCUUACAGAGACGGCGAUAGCCAAGAUAUGCCUGGAUGGGAGCCUAAAGGAACGAAUCCCGUCGACCGCGAAGCCCUACCCCCGGAGGAGUCCACUGCCGCUCCGCCCGAUGCCUCUACAGACCCGCUCGACAUGGGUCGGCAAGAGGCUGGACCAAUCGCGACCUCGACCGCGGCAUCAGACUUGUUCAACGGUGGACAUGGCCCACCAGCGGCCGGUGGCGCCAUCGACGCGGGCAGGGACCAGCGCCGCGGUCAACACAGCGAACGAUUCAUCUACCACGGCGAGGACGUCGGCAUCGACUUCUCAAAGAUUGUCCCAGAGGCGCGCCAGUCGGUCAAGGCGCGCAUCCGUGCCUUCUACGCCUUCGGUGGCAUGGACGCGGUGCGCGACCUUGCUAGCCGGCUAGACAGUCAGGGUCGGCUCACGAGCAGAAAGCCGCGCGCACCCAAGGGUCUUACGUCGUCGCUGGUCGUGCUCGGCCACGACAUGGGCGUCGAUCUGCGAGCUUUGUCUCCGAACGACUUCGCCACCGUUCGGAAGCGGGUCGCGGGUCGUCUACAGAGGAAGGGCGUCGAGCAUGCCCGACAGUAUUGUGCCCAGCUGCAAGAGCGCCUCGACCAAGGCCUUUCGCUGCAGCAGAUCGACGAAGAAACCAUGAGGCCCGGCGAUCGUGCGGGAAUGUUGACGAAGGAGAGGCGCUACGGUGCCACAACCCUGCGACCGACCGCUUCUCCAGGCGCCGAGGAUGCCGCCGAGGAUGCUGCCGACGAGCCAAACGACACCAACGCGGACAUGCCAGCCGAUGAGUCGAUCAGCCGAAUCAGGCGGCGGGACAACCGCCUCGUCCACGUCGGACUCGCCGAGGCAUUUGUGGCGAUGCCGAGCGCCUCUACAGAGCCCGACGGCGAGGCAUCGGGCAAGGGCGAGGGCGAGGUGGACGACGCGGCGACGCUGCCAGCAGCCUACAGCAUGGAGCUGCUGCCUCCGCACUUGCAACGCGCCAUCACGCUGUUCCCGGGCAUCAUAGGGAUGCUCGAGGAGUCCUACUCGGCGCCGGAUGCUGAUGAGGCCGAGGCAGCAGAUGCAGAGGCCGAGGCCGUCGUGGCUCGAGGUCCACGGCGCAUCAGCGUCGAGGCGCUCGCGUCGCUGUGGGAGCACUUCCGCGCCUUCUUGGUCGAGGUCCUGUUCAGCGUCAUCACGGCGCUCGAGCCCUACUCGCUCGACAAGAAGCAGGACCUGCCCAAGAUCUCGCCGCUGGCCGUCUACUCGGCCGUCGCCCGGCUCGGCUACCCGCACAGCCUGCCCGGACUCGUCAAGGCGGUACGAAAGAGGUCACACUUUGCCAGCGACGAAGGUGCGGCCGGCGACGAUGACGACUGGGGAUCGAUGGUAUUUGACGAGUUCAGUCGCAAGGCGAUGCAGAUGGACCCGCCGAUCUGCUUUGACGAAGUGUAUCGACCCGGCGGAGCUCGUAAGCGCGACCCGGACCUGAUCGGUCUCUCCUCCGAUGACGACGAUGGCGACGGCGACUCGGAUGGGGAGGGUGGCGACCCGAUCACGAUCACCAUCGGCGAUGCCUACCGCCUCCCGCGCCCCUUCUCGGUCAGCCGAUCGAGGAAGGCCGCGCAAGACGAUGAAGGCUACCACGAGAGCAGCUCCUCCGAUACGCAACUCAGCGAGCUCAGCAGCUCGUCUGACGACGCCACGCAGAGCGAAAAAGACGGCAGUACCCGCGACACUGAUCUUGAAAGCGACAGGGGCAACGAUCACCGGCCUACGGACCCGGCACCCUCCACCGCCGCGUACACCGAUCUCUCCGAGGUGGACACAACCCACCUCUCUCCGGCGCUACGAUCCAAGAUCGAGCGGUUUCUCGACACGCACCUCUUCCGCCGGCAUGGACAGUUGGGACGGAUGGAAGGGUACGGCCUGCGUCUACUCCGCCGUGCGGUGCGGGAGCAGGAGGAAGAGGAGGCGCUGGAGCACGACAUGCUUGAGCGGCUGGAGAGGGCGGACGAGGAGGAGUUGAAGAGGUGCAACGACGAGAUGCAGGCCGUAUUUGGACGCCGUCCCGUGCCGAAUGCGGACGAGGGGGAGGGGAGGGCGAAGGUGCCGCGCAAGACGGUGAAAGUCGGGUCUUGGGAAAGAGGAAAGCGGAUGGUGUGA